This is a messenger RNA of Artibeus jamaicensis (Jamaican fruit-eating bat), 3881 nucleotides long. It is a transcript of the gene MYNN, whose product is annotated as myoneurin. Gene Ontology annotation, biological process: regulation of transcription by RNA polymerase II. Gene Ontology annotation, cellular component: nucleus. NCBI's taxonomy places the organism in Eukaryota, Metazoa, Chordata, Mammalia, Chiroptera, Phyllostomidae. The transcript has 8 exons. Bases 720 to 2552 code for a protein of 610 amino acids. Gene Ontology annotation, molecular function: DNA-binding transcription factor activity, RNA polymerase II-specific; protein binding; RNA polymerase II cis-regulatory region sequence-specific DNA binding. The record is from RefSeq and is a predicted model, not a curated record.
UACAUUGUUGCGCAUGCCCAGUGUACCCAACUGCUUUGCUCCGCUUUUGUGCUUCAGACUUCUGUCUCCAGGUAAGGGUAUCCUGGAAACUGGGCUACAGUUGGCCGAUGCAAACAAAACCCAGGAGGUACCAAGAGCUUUCGGGUAUGUAAACUGACAAGGGGUGAUCAGUGUCAGCUCAAAUAUUCCCCACAGCGGAGAGUCCAGUACACAAAGCAGUUGUUCUUGGGGAAGGGAAGGAUGAUGGGAGAAGACGAGCAACUACAAACCCCAGCAUGCAGUGCGCAGUUUGGCAUCUGGAAUGAGGACUGUCAGGCAGCUCCGCCAGGCCUCGGGCCAAAUUCGGGCAGAGCGCGAGACACCGACUGUCGUCCGACCAGAAUGCUGAGAAUCAGGAAGACAGGCGGGGCUCUGUGAGCGAGUCCUGAGGUCCCUGAUCUUUGACGUUCGCAAUUUGGGGGGUCCCCUGGCAUGUAAGUGGUUGUGUAAGUAUUUAUGGGCCAUCCAGUUCGGCCCAGGCCAGCAUCGGCCCUCCAAGGUCCUAGAGCCUUCAGUGUUGCCAAGGGACGCCUGGGCCGGAUGUGACGUUAGCGUAGAGGAAGAAGAGAGGCGGAGCGUGGCGUGGUGACGUUUUCCCAAGAUGGCGGCAAGAGAGUGAAGAAACUGUUUCCGCUUGGUUUGCUAUUAGAGCAGAGGUAAAAUUCCAUUGAGAUAUCAAGAUGCAGUAUUCACACCACUGUGAGCACCUUUUAGAGAGACUGAACAAACAACGGGAAGCAGGUUUUCUUUGUGACUGCACCAUAGUGAUCGGGGAAUUCCAGUUCAAAGCUCAUAGGAAUGUGCUUGCCUCGUUUAGCGAGUAUUUUGGUGCAAUCUACAGAAGCACUUCUGAGAACAAUGUCUUUCUUGAUCAGAGUCAGGUGAAGGCAGAUGGAUUUAAGAAACUGUUGGAGUUUAUAUACACAGGAACUUUAAACCUUGACAGUUGGAAUGUUAAAGAAAUUCAUCAGGCUGCUGACUAUCUCAAGGUGGAAGAGGUGGUCACUAAAUGUAAAAUAAAGAUGGAAGAUUUUGCUUUUAUUGCUAAUCCCUCUUCUACAGAGAUAUCUAGUAUUACUGGAAACAUUGAAUUGAAUCAACAGACCUGUCUUCUUACUCUACGAGAUUAUAACAGUCGGGAGAAAUCAGAAGUGUCAACAGAUUUAGUUCAGGCAAAUCCUAAACAAGGGGUGUUAGCAAAGAAGUCAUCUCAAACUAAAAAGAAGAAGAAGGCCUUCAAUUCCCAGAAGACAGGGCAGAAUAAAAGAGUGCAAUAUCCCAGUGACAUUUUAGAAAAUGCAUCUGUUGAAUUAUUUCUAGAUGCAAAUAAAUUGCCCACACCUAUAAUAGAACAGGUUGCACAAAGAAGUGAUAAUUCAGAACUUGAGUUGACAUCAGUUGUGGAAAAUACUUUUCCAGCACAAGAUAUUGUACAGACUGUUACAGUGAAACGGAAACGUGGAAAAUCACAGCCAAAUUGUGCUCUGAAAGAACAUUCUAUGUCUAAUAUAGACAGUGUCAAGAACUCUUACGAACUGGAGAGCUCUGGGGAAGAGCUGGAUCAGAGGUAUUCCAAGGCCAAGCCAAUGUGUAAUACCUGUGGGAAAAUGUUCUCAGAAGCCAGCAGCUUGAGAAGGCACAUGAGAAUACAUAAAGGAGUCAAACCUUAUGUUUGCCACUUGUGUGGAAAGGCAUUUACCCAGUGUAACCAGCUGAAAACACAUGUAAGAACUCACACAGGUGAAAAGCCAUACAAAUGUGAAUUGUGUGAUAAAGGAUUUGCUCAAAAAUGCCAGCUAGUCUUCCAUAGUCGCAUGCAUCAUGGUGAGGAAAAACCCUAUAAAUGUGAUGUAUGCAAUUUACAAUUUGCAACUUCUAGCAAUCUCAAGAUUCAUGCAAGGAAGCAUAGUGGAGAGAAGCCAUAUGUCUGUGAUAGGUGUGGACAGAGAUUUGCCCAAGCCAGCACACUGACCUAUCAUGUCCGUAGGCAUACUGGAGAGAAGCCUUACGUGUGUGAUACUUGUGGGAAGGCAUUUGCUGUCUCUAGUUCUCUUAUCACUCAUUCUCGAAAGCAUACGGGUGAAAAACCAUACAUAUGUGGUAUUUGUGGGAAAAGUUUUAUUUCCUCAGGAGAGCUCAACAAACACUUUCGAUCCCAUACAGGAGAAAGACCGUUUAUCUGCGAAUUAUGUGGAAAUUCUUACACAGAUAUUAAAAAUUUAAAGAAGCACAAAACAAAAGUUCAUUCUGGGGAAGAUAAAAUUCUAGAUUCUAGUAUAGAGGAUCAUCCCCUGUGUGAACAAGAUUCCAUACAGAAAAGCCCUUUAUCAGAAACUUUGGAUGUGAAGCCUUCUGAUAUGACUUUACCACUGGCCCUUCCACUUGGGACUGAGGACCACCACAUGCUUCUGCCUGUCACAGAUAAUCAGUCUCCUACAUCAGAUACAUUGUUGAGGUCAUCUGUGAAUGGGUAUUCAGAACCACAGUUGAUUUUUUUACAACAGUUAUACUGACUUCGUAGGGAAUGUAGAUUUGCUAAGACAUCUCUGGUAGUAAACAUAAACAUCUCUGGUAAGGUGCAGAUACUCAUCUUAAAAUACUAUGUAUUUGAGUUGUGGCCAUUAUGAUUCAUUCAAGUAAAGGCGCCUGAUGCUGCAUCAUAACUGCUAUGCCUAUUUUGAGUUCUGGCUUUUAUGUCUAUAAUACACCUGCAGUUUUUUAAGAAAUGAAUUAUAUAAUACAGUAGCACUAUUUUGGGUGGUUAGGUUUCAUUUUCUUUUAGAGCUGCCUUAGUUCAAUUUUUAUUUUGCAUCUUAGAAUUAAUUGCCUUCCAUGUAUUGAAAUGGAAUCUAUCAGUUUAUAUGAUUCAGUUUGACCUGUGUAAUUUAAAACUUUUCUUUCCCUCAAAAUUUAAGCAAAAUCUACGAUGGCAUCAGCCUAAGAGUUGCUGUUACUAAGCCCCACAGACCAAUGCAUAAACUGAGGAGAAAAAUAAAAUUUCAUAUUUCUGCCUAAGAAAUGUAGGCACUAAUAAGAAUUAUGCCAUUUCUCUAUUAAUAUAAUCCAUUGGAGAUAACUUUUCUAAUUAAACAAAAAUAAGUCUCUUAAAAGCUAGAAAACUGUAUAAAUUUUUGUUCAUUUUAGAACUCCGUAGUCCGGAGAAAACUAGUAAUACUUUUGAUUUGAGUUACCUGAGACUGUGUUUUCAAAAUAAGUUUAUAAUAGAUAUUUGGUGUUUUUACCUUGUUACAAGCUAUUUUCAAAAUUUGACUCUGGUUAUGAUUUAAUAGGUUUCUAGGUUACUGAAGAUGAGGAAAAUUUUGAUAAGCCUCUUGUUAACGCACUUUUUAAAAUAUUAAAUUCCAAAAAGAAUUUUCAAAAUAUAAACGUAAAGCAUACUAUAAAUCACUUGGCUCCUGAAUAUGAUUCAUUAUAUUACAUAGAUUUAGGAAAUUAACUUCAAUUAUAAGUAAACAUUUGAGUUAUCAGAAAGCCAGUUUAUUAAACAUUUUAUAUUUGAGUGUUUGAUAAGUUUUGAAACUUCAAAUUUUAUAGACCACUUUUGGUGAUGGUUGUAGCCUCACAGUAGCCCUUCUCCUUCCUGAAGAACAUUCAGUAUUAUUCUCUUUGCUACCACUCUUCCUUAUCCUACUUUGCCCACAUAGUGACUUACUUCACUGCGUGACCUUGGACAUUAAAUUAUCAGUUUCAUAAAAUCAGUUCUUUUACUGCUGAUUGAACACCAUGGUGACAUUAUGUUUUAUUUCUGCCAUGCAUUAGUUGUGGUUUGUUUUUGUUUUUAAAGUAUACCUGUAAUAAAGUUAAUGUAUUUUCCAUUGGUA